Molecule: messenger RNA, 1251 nt
Organism: Musa acuminata AAA Group (dessert banana)
Lineage: Eukaryota; Viridiplantae; Streptophyta; Magnoliopsida; Zingiberales; Musaceae
Product: peroxidase 5-like
Exons: 2
Coding region: 68-1075 (335 amino acids)
Biological process (GO): response to oxidative stress; hydrogen peroxide catabolic process
Cellular component (GO): plant-type cell wall; plasmodesma
Molecular function (GO): peroxidase activity; heme binding
Source: RefSeq, a predicted model, not a curated record
GGCUCGGCAUCCCUCAAGCAAAUAAAUCUUUCUUGCUCAAGCGAAGAAAAGCUUCAGAUUAAGGUUGAUGAUGAUGGGUUGCGUUUCUCGUUCUUGUUGGAUCGUCUUCAUGGCGGUCCUCGCCAUGGCUUCUUCAACUUCGGCUUCCCUCCACUUGGGUUUCUACCGGAAGACGUGCCCGUCCGCGGAGGCCAUCGUGCGCAGAACCGUGAGUGAGGCGGUGGCCAACAACCCCGGCCUCGCCGCUGGGCUUAUCCGGAUGCACUUCCAUGACUGCUUCGUUAGGGGAUGUGAUGCUUCGUUGCUGCUGAAUUCGAGUCCGGGGAACACUGCGGAGAAGGACGCGCCACCAAACAACCCCAGCAUGCGAGGCUUCGAAGUGAUCGACGCAGCGAAGGCGGCCGUCGAAGCACGCUGCCCGUCCACGGUGUCGUGCGCCGACAUCAUCGCCUUCGCGGCGCGGGACUCGGCCUACCUGGCCGGCGGCAUCGACUACCCUGUGCCCGCCGGAAGGCGCGACGGGAGGGUGUCACUGGACUCGGAGGCUCUAACCAACAUCCCCUUGCCUAACCUCACCGCCGCCGGGCUGAGGGACAGCUUCGCCAAGAAGGGGUUGUCGGUGGACGAGAUGGUGACGCUUUCGGGAGCCCACUCCAUCGGCCGCGCCCACUGUACCGCCUUUGCGCCGCGGCUGUACAACUUCAACGCCACCCAUACGCAGGACCCGUCGAUGGAUCCCGCCUUCGCGGCCUACCUGAAGAGCAGAUGCUCGCCUUCCACUGUGGACUUCACCAGCAAGGACCCGACGACGGUGCCGUUGGACGCGGUGACGCCGAGAAGGCUGGACAACCAGUACUACAAGAACCUGGCGAAGCGGAGGGGGUUGCUGUUCUCGGAUCAGACGCUGCAGGCGAGCCGGCUGACGGCGAGGCUGGUGCGCCUGGACGCGAAGCUGGGGUCGGUUUGGGCGGCCAAGUUCGCAGCGGCCAUGGUGAGAAUGGGCCACAUCGAGGUGCUCACGGGAAGCCAGGGGGAGAUCAGGAAGAUGUGUGGGGUGGUGAACAAUCGCCCUUAGCCUCUUCUCUUCAUCAUAUGUUUGCACAAAUGUCAACGCAUCAUUUUGUUAGUUCUUUUUCCCAUUGAAAACAAGUCCAUGCACGAUUUUGUUGUAAGUGUUUAAGCAAAUUAUGUUCGAUCUGUGUUCUUUUAAUUUCAAUGAAAGUUCUUUCGUUAGUAAUUGCAGCUUCACAA